Tarenaya hassleriana is the source of this 2436-nucleotide messenger RNA. RefSeq lists its product as uncharacterized. Gene Ontology annotation, biological process: regulation of monopolar cell growth. The coding region runs from base 253 to 2301 and encodes 682 amino acids. Lineage: Eukaryota; Viridiplantae; Streptophyta; Magnoliopsida; Brassicales; Cleomaceae. The transcript has 4 exons. The record is from RefSeq and is a predicted model, not a curated record.
AUCCAGUAAAAACGAAUCUACUGAUAGUGGUGACGUCGUAAACAAGAAGAAAAAAAAAAAGCAUCAUGGCGGUAAGUAAUUGUUGCGAGGGAUAAAAAGCGUGAAUAAAAGUAGGGGCUGGGGGUAUGAUGGUAAUUUAAGGGCAUAUUUUUGGUGCUUCCCUUUAAAUGGACCCGAAAAGCGGGAGAGGGAAGUGAGAGAGUGAUGAGUUUGGACCGAAGCUGAAGAAGAAGAAGAUCCACAUUUCAUAAAAUGGCGAUGGCGAAAGAGGGACAAGUGGAGAACCAGAUAGGCUGCAUGGCCGGCUUCCUCCAUAUCUUCGACCGCCCUCUCAUUCUCUCUCCCAAGCGCUUUUCCUCCCCCAGGCGUCUUCCUCUCCCUCUGGACAACUCAGAAAAUCAUCAAAGCAGAUCUUCUACCCCAGAGCUGCGAUCUCCGGCACCGGAACCUCCCAUUCUUGCCCCGGAAAACCUCACCAGAUCGCCCCUCACUCUUCCUAUCAUCGAGUUCAAGGAGGGCUCCAGGUCGCCAUGGAAGUUCUCCAAAGAAGCUCCUAGGCUCUCACUCGAUAGCAGAGCCGUCGUGGAUGCCAAGGGAAGCCUCAAGCCCAGACAGAUCCGUCCUGACUCUGCCAUUCCGCCGCCCAAUCGGCGAGAUACCCCCGAGGGAGAUAGCCAGCGUCGCUCGCCGAGCGUGAUCGCACGCCUCAUGGGGCUGGAACCACUGCCUACUUCAGAUCCUGAACAGCCUCACAAAGCCGAGCUACGGAGAUCUGCGUCCGAAUCCAGGGUUAACAGAGAGUACAGAUUCGUCGAUGGCCUCAAUUUUCAAGUUCAACAAUCCCAAACUCAGCAUAACAGCAUUUCUAGCAUUCCGUUCAGAGAUGAGCAGACCAGUAACGGAGAUGACGACCCUAGGGAGUUCCUCGAAAGAAACACCCGAGCUCAGCCAUCAAGAGCGACGCCGCAGCAAAGAUGCGCCGUCAGACGUAAGAGUUUUUUCGAUUCGACGGAUUUCUUCCCAGAGCCCAAACAGACCGGACCCAUGGCCGGAGAUCUCGAGAAGAGGAUAAGGAUGAGAAGUAUCGACGAGCAUCCGAGCGAUCUGGAAACCCUAAAGCAACUUCUUGAAGCUUUUCGUCUGAAAGGACUGCUUCACUCGUCAAACGGUCAGCAGAACCGAAUCAGCAACAGAAAUUUCGUGUUCGAUAACCGUAAAUCUCCGGUGAAACCAGCUAGAUCUCCAUCUCAUCCUCGCGGGAGCCGCGAUUCGUCUCCUUUCGGUCUCAGAUCUGAAGCUGCAAUUGUAUCGGUGAACCCCAGGAGAGAUCGAGGGGCGAGCUCUUCUGGUCGAGAUCAAAACAGAGGAAGGAGUAGGGUUUCCCCGACGAGAAGUGACAACAGCACGAAGAGUCCGAAUAGGAGAGUAGCGUCGAAGGGGCCACCCGAACAUCAUGGGCGAGUCUCUCCGGCUCAGUCUCCGAAGAUCGUUACAUGGGGGAGAUCUGAACCAGUCCAGACGACAGAACGCACAAACAGGGGCGGAGCCAUCCUGGAUGAGGAAGACGAAUGCUUCUCCAUGGUUUCCAGGAGUAGAUCUCAAGCGGAUGAAGAGAGAUGGAAGGUGGAGGAGUAUAACACAGAAGGGAAGAGUCUAUUAGAGAGAUGCGAGAAGCUGCUCCACAGCAUCGCGGAGAUGACAGCAGCUGCGGCGGAGGCCACCGAGUCGCAACCGAGUCCCGUCUCGGUUCUUGACUCGUCGCUUUACCACGAGGAGUCUUCUCCAUCGCCCGUCAUGAAACGCAGCCUUGAAUUCACGGAGCAACCAACUGAAUCGGAGGACGAAGCGUGGGGCUCCUCGGUCAAAUCGGAGGACUCCCAGUUGAUAUACAUCUCCGACGUCCUCUGGGCCUCCGAUUACCUCCCCCAACACUGUGACAUCUUCUCGACGCUGGAAAAACAACAGUGUCUCAAGGGCAAAUCUGCGACUCUGGAGAGACGUCUCACAUUCGACACCGUCCAGGAAAUCAUCAGCAGGAGACGGCGGUUGCCACCGUGGAUAGCCAUGGGAGAAAUUUCACUGCAGCAGAUAUGGUCCGAGUUUCAGAAGAUGAGAGACAGAAGCUCCUCCUCUUCCUCCGCCAGGGAAGAAGAGGACGACCUGGCAGGUGUGGUGUGCGGCGCACUGAGAAGAGACCUGGCGGAAGAGGCGUGGAACCAGGUAGAGGUGUCAGAGGCGGUGCUUGACAUCGAGCGCCUCGUUUUUAAAGAUCUGAUCGGCGAACUCUUUCGCAUCUCUUAGGCUGUAACGCCGCUGCGAAGGAGGUUGGUUUUCUUCUAUUAGACAUUUGUAACUUGUAAUCCCUCAAAAAAAAUUUCAUUGCUGUGUUGUGGCUGUCGUCCCUUUUGGGACAUAAAGGAUGGAGGCUUAAAGGAA